Molecule: messenger RNA, 1292 nt
Organism: Mangifera indica (mango)
Lineage: Eukaryota; Viridiplantae; Streptophyta; Magnoliopsida; Sapindales; Anacardiaceae
Product: ervatamin-B-like
Exons: 3
Coding region: 54-1067 (337 amino acids)
Cellular component (GO): lysosome
Molecular function (GO): cysteine-type endopeptidase activity
Source: RefSeq, a predicted model, not a curated record
UACGAUUCAGCAAACCUCACUGUUACAUAUCCUACACCGGUUGUGUUUUAACCAUGGCUUUAACGCUAAACACAAAUGUCAUUGUUUUCUUGUUUAUGAUAUUGGGCACUUGGGCUUCACUUGCAAUGUCUCGCACAUUGCAUGAAGCUGCCAUGGUCGAGAAACAUGAGCAAUGGAUGGUUCAACAUGGCCGCACUUACGAGGACCAGGCAGAGAAGGAAAUGCGUUUCGAGAUUUUCAAGCAAAAUCUUGAAUUCAUUGAAAACUUCAACAAGGCGGGCAAUCGGAGUUACAGCUUAAGCAUCAAUCAAUUUUCAGACUUAACAGACGAGGAGUUCCUUGCCUCGCACACUGGGUACAAGCUAAUCCAUGCACAAUCACGAAUAUCCACAACAUCAUUCAGCUACGAAAACCAAACUGAAGUUCCAAGUAGCCUGAACUGGAGAGAACAGGGAGCCGUAACUGAUGUUAAAGACCAAGGCAGUUGUGGAUGUUGCUGGGCAUUUUCUGCGGUGGCAGCCAUGGAAGGCAUUACCAAGAUCAAAAAGGGUACAUUGAUCUCACUUUCAGAGCAGCAAUUGCUGGAUUGCUCCACAAAUGGCAAUUACGGCUGCAAUGGUGGACUGAUGAACAACGCUUUUGAGUAUAUUAUAGACAACCAAGGUCUCACCUCCGAAUCGAAUUACGAAUACCAGGAAAUGCAAGGAAAUUGCCAAACACAAAUGGAACUAGUUGCUCAAAUUCAGAGUUAUCAGAAGGUACCAAGGAAUAAUGAGGAAGCAUUACUACAAGCUGUAGCCAAGCAGCCUGUCUCAAUUGCCAUCGAUGCUUCCGGCAUCAAAUCUUACAGUGGUGGCAUAUUUGAUGGAGAUUGCGGGACAAACUUAAACCAUGCGGUUACCAUUAUUGGAUACGGAUCAGAAACUGAUGGAACCGAAUUCUGGUUAAUUAAGAAUUCGUGGGGCGAGACCUGGGGCGAGGAUGGUUAUAUCAAGAUGAAGAGAAAUGCUGAUGCGGCGGAAGGUCUCUGUGGCCUUGCAAUGGACGCUUCCUAUCCAAUUGCAUAAGUUUCUACAAGGAGGACAGCCAAGCUUCUUUACUUGGCCAAUAAUUCCUAUCCUUGUUAUGUUUUCGCACUGUUGCAUCAAUAUGUGUUUUUUCCUUUUUAAGUAAUUGCAUCAAUAUGUUGCUGAUGCAUAUUUUGUUAUUGAAUGUCUUGUUGAAAUGAUCUCUGGUACUAAAUUUACAUAAUUUUCUAAGUUCAAACUUAAUUAACAAACAUCUUCGCAGGA